AUGAUUGUCAAUAAUCCCAAUGGAAAUAAUUUAAUAAAUCUUAUUCCUGCUGCACCAAAAAAUCUUAGAAAGAGAGAAAAAGUUGGUGGUUCUUCUUAUGCGAAUUUGAUCAAAGGCCUUUGUCUGAUGAUGAGGACAGGCAGUGAACUGAAGCGGUUGGUGGUGCAUAUUGUAGGGAACAGAUGGGCUCAGAUUGUGGAGGAAAUGGUUUGUGUAGAAAUAGAAGGGAUUGAAAAGGAAACGAUGAAGCUGUCUGCCCCUUCGUCGCGUCCUGAUAAAACCCUAGAGGCGCGCAUCAUUCUGGACACCCUGGAACAGCGACAAGCUGAAUCAUCUUCUGGUUUGACGAUGACGAAGAAAGAGUUAAUUUCGGUUGAUCUUCAGCCAUCUCCUGAAAGGAACGAAUUGGGGACGGCCAACCCAAAUCCUCUUAAACCAGGAAAUGUAUUCUCAGUGCUGCAAAAUUCGGAUGAAAGAGAUAAUGAAUUUCCUUUAACAAAGGCCAAAUGUCAUAAGAUAGCUUCGGUUUCCUUUGAUACGCUUCCUGCUACGGUGAUCACAAAUCGUUUUGCUGUGCUACAAACGAUAGAUGAGGUGGUGAAUGAAGUUACUAGUGUGGAAGGAGAAGAGCAUGUUGAAGAUGCGUAUGUUGAAAACGCUCCUACACAACAUGAAUCUCAGAGUGAUACUGUGAUAUUUGAUGUUUUGAAUGAAGUACUGAUGCUUGAUGACGAAGCAUGGAUUUGCAUGGUGCUUAGGACAGGCGGUGAUGAUGACCUAGGCGGCGGUGAAUGGCCUAAAACUUGCAAGAUAGAGCCUCGGGUGUCUCCCGAGGGUAGACUGUCCGAUGCUUAA
Molecule: messenger RNA, 855 nt
Organism: Oldenlandia corymbosa var. corymbosa
Lineage: Eukaryota; Viridiplantae; Streptophyta; Magnoliopsida; Gentianales; Rubiaceae
Source: the annotation of a GenBank genome assembly